CUCCAGUACUGCUUUUGAGACUGGAUACGUAACAUCACCACCACCACCCAACAAUCAGAGACGCUCGUCUCAUUCUCCCCACAAAUUAUCCAACCUCAAUAACACACUAAAUCACAACAUUCCGACAAUUCUGGUAUCGAAAAGUGACAAGGGAAACUUAAUUUAUGACGCACAUGAUUCCUCCUCGUUAUCAUGAUGCGUCUCAUCGCGCUGUGUGGUCGGAUUAUUGCUAUAUCAGAAAGUAAAAGUUGUGCAUAAUAAAAAUUAAGUUAUUACAUUGUUUAAUCGCGAGGAGUGAUCAAGGUUUAGGUUAAUUCCCACCGUGUCGAAGUAAUAAUGCCAUAAUUACCACUAUCUACAUACACACAUUCUUGCUUGCCAUCCUCAUUAGCAAGAGAUCUCAGUUCUGAUACACAUAUUUAAGACGACAAUCAACAUGUGAGUGAGCGUUUGUUCAGUGAGACAAAGUUUCUCUUGGUGUGAUCCCAUCUCGUUAUUAUGAUUUCCUCCUCGUCCUUUUCCGAUGUCUCGUUGGAAAUGAAUCCUCGAGUGGGUGUGGUCGUCUAGAUUGUGGUGAAUGUGCAAAAAAUGUGGAGAACUCGUCCCCGCUUGGUGCAGUCUGCGGUCGGGGUGACGCUGCUGCUGCUGCUGUUUCACGUGGACCAAGGUCACCUCCACCCCCACAACGAGGACAACAACGAGAGCGACAACAACGUUCUGGGGAGAAGGGGGGCAAGUAGUGGUAGUAAUAGCAAUGACAAUGACAAUCAACUCGUUCGACGGGAGCGUGGUCACUCGGCGGAUGCCUCCACGUCUCAACUCGUCACUAAUGUGACCGCCCUGGUGGGGUCGAUCGAUCGGGGGUGUGCCACCUACUGUGGGGAUCAGGUCCAGUACAACGGAAUAUGCGUCUCGAAAGGAUGUGGCGAAUGGAAGGCGGCCCUACGCGAUGGAUGUUUCACUACUUGUACUGGCGUUAUAAACUCGUACCGAGAAAACUACGCCUGUCAACUGGGCUGUUCUCGAGCAGUGGAAGACUACAAUUUGCGCUUAUCCCGCCUGCUGACCCCACUCGUAGAGCCCCCCGCUCUGCUCUCGUCCUCCUUGACGUCCACCUCCCUCCGCCUCCGUUGGGACGGCGCCCCCCUUCUGCCCCUACUUCCCCCCACCACCUACUCGCUCCAACGGCGAGAGAAUGGCGGCCUCUGGGAAACCCUCAACGCCUCCCCCACCAACGCCACCAACUUCUCCGUCAUCAAUCUGAGACCGUACUCGGUCUACCAGUUCCGCGUGGGGUGGAUUUUGGCCUCUGACCACGCCCCGCUCUACUCCCGGGAGAGCAACGCGAUGCAAACGCUGGCGGACGGGUUGCCCUCUGCCCCCGCCGUGACGAGCAUCCAGCCCAUUAGCAACACCAGCGUGGCCAUCACGUGGAGCCCACCCUCCGCCCCAAACGGACAACUGGUCGCUUAUCGUCUCCGACUGCGACCGCAUGGCGGCUUGGCGGUGAUCAAGGAGUUGCCAGCAUCACAGAAACCACGUGGCUACACUUUCUCCGGCCUGCUCCCCACGACCAACUACUCACUCGCUCUCUUUGCGGUCAACUUGGAGGGCGAAGGGGAAGCCAGCCAGGUCACCUUCGUCACGCCACAGUCAGUUGGACCGUUGUCAAAUGAAAUUUCCAAGAGUCCGGAAGCCCGUCUGAUAAUUCAGGGGGCGAAAGACGUCUACAUCCAACCACUCGACUUGCUCAUGGAACCCAGCAGCCCCUUCUUCACGUCCCCACAAAAUGUAACAGGAAUUGAUGUCCAUGUCAAACGAGGCUGGGUUUUUGUGGCCACGUCGGACGGAGAAAUCCGUCGUAUUUCCCUCCACCGGACUGGGAAUGAGAGUGCCGUGACGGUGAUCAUGACGAAGGACCUGCUCGACCUGGCCGUCGCUCACCUUUCCGUUGACUGGCUGCACGACAAGCUCUACAUCGUGGGGAAGAAGAAGCGAGGGAUCAGUUCGGGCUGGGUCAUCAAACGAUGCGACCUGCAGGGGCGGGCCCUCACCACGAUCUACUCAAAGAUGCCCACGAGACCGCUGCACUUUGCGGCCGACCCAUUCACGGGCUACUUGUACUGGGUUUCGCCCGCCUCGCCGCACAGUGCGGGUGGGCUGUACAAGUUGGACCUGAUUUCCGACCGAUUUCCCGGAGUGUACCCAACGCCACCCCUUCAGGCGCAGGCCGUCAUGGAGGAGAGUGAGCUGGGACCCUUCGCCCUCGACGUGGCCAACUACCGCAUCCUCAUCAUCCACAAGGGACGCAACAAAGUCCUCUCCGUCUCACUCGAUGGCGACAUUUCCAACAUUCGUGAGAACACACAAAGUCCGCAGUGGUCCGACGCCGUGUCGCUGUCACUUUACAACGGCGUCUUAUUUUGGACCACGACCACGUCCGUCGUGACGGAGGAGUACAACACCGUUGCAAAUAUUUACUACCAGAACAGCUACGACGUCCCGAAAUCCCUACAACCACUCGGAAGCCUGUUGGUCCUGCACUCCUCCGCCCAGCCGACCCCCAUCCCAAUGGCGGCACCUCAACAACUGCAAGUGUUAUAUGGACAGACACGUGCUCGAAUCACGUGGCGUCCACCGCCACCCAUUUCCGCCCUAGGGGUUGGAGCCUGGGCAGAGUGGGUCUACACUCUCCGACUCUCCGAUAACCGCUCCUUCACCAACAUCACCACCACCGACUUCACCGUCGACACGCUGCGACCCUCCACCUUCUACUCCGUCCAGGUCGCGGCAUACUCUCCCACCGGAAGAGGACCCAUGUCGCAGCCGAAUCGGGGGAAAACCCUGAGUCGUACGGCCUACAAUAUCUCUCUCAUUUGGGGCUCGGGUGAAGGUCUCUACACCACGGACACGCUGGGAGAGGAUGUCACCUUGCUGACCUCAACGGGAGUCACCACGUGGUCACAGCAAGCCACGAAACUUCCCAGGAUCCCGGUCGUCACGUCGAAUACGAUGAGUUCUCUGACCUGGUUCGAGUCCACGGUCUUUUAUGCGCUCAGCAACGGGAGCGUAUUUAUCUACGUUGGACGGGACGAGUCCUCUUCAAAAGUCUCCAUGGUCAAAGAUAUCGAUACUGUUGGGGGAACGAUUGGGGGAACCGGAGUGUCGCUCAUUUCCGGAAUUUCCUUCGCCCAGUCGAUCGCCUUCGACUACAUCGGUCAACGCUUGUACUGGUCGAACCCAAAAGUGCAGACGAUCUACCGCUGUGCUCUGACCACGUUGAUCACGACGAACACGACGUCCUGCCAAACGAGGGAACCCCUCCAAGUGGUCACGAUGGCGAGGGAGAUUGCGGUCGAUUCGUACAAAGGCCUCCUCCUCUGGAGUACUGGUCAUUCGAUCGAAAUGUCCCGAAUGAACGGAUACGCGCACGGGACGCUCGUUCAGAACGGGCUCUUUUCUGGGAAGCAAAUCAUGGGGAUGACGUUGGAUACGGAGCAGUCGAGAAUUUAUUGGAUAACUCGGUCCGCCUCGGGCUCCAGUCUCCAACGGCUGCAGUACAACAUUCGGGGGGCGCAGAUGCCCAUGGUCAUCGCCAACUUUGAGGACACCUCCAUCACAGGACCAAUUCGAUACUUUAAUGACAGGCUCCUAUGGCUCCAGGGAUCGUCGGAAGCCGUAAUAACGGACCUUUACGGCCAAGGUAAAUCCUCCCUCAGACUCGCCACGAUUCCGAACAUUACAAAUGUGCACGUGAAGGAUCAAGGUUCCCUCAAGUACCCCGGCGGCCUCGCAAAGUCCAGAGUGAACGUGAAUCCUGACCCUGUCUCAAAAUGGUCCAUCGACAUUUCCGGCCAAUGGAACAAUUUCACCCUCUCCUGGCUGCCCGUCAACAAUACAAACUAUGGCAAAGUUUUGUAUGAAGUUAUCGUCGAGGGCGUCAUUUCACGAAUAACGGAGCAUCCCAACAUCACGAUUGACAACACGUCUCCCCUCUUCACCCCAUAUUCUGAACUGUCCAUCUCCAUUACGGCGUUGACUUAUUGGUCCUCUGCGAAAGCGACGCUGGCCAAGAAACGCGUCCCACCCGCGAAACCCUCCGCUCCACGACACCCCCGCGUCUACUCGUCCCCGUCCUCACAGUUUCCAUACGUUUCCACGCUCCGGAGCAAUCUCACCCAGUCCGUGGAACUCCGCUGGGACGCACCCACCUCGCCCAACGGCGUCAUCCUCGGCUACAUCGUGUCCUGCGGGAACAAAAAGGGGGUCAAAGGGGUAGCGGACAGCAACUGCAUUUGCGACGUUGAUCUGGAUUCCCUUUCCUGCCGGCUGAGACCGUCGUCCACCCUGCAACUCGACCAGUUCCAGUUCAGCGUGCAGGCCUACAACAGUGCAGGUGCUGGGCCUGGGUCUAAGCAGGUGGGGGCUUCGUCGUCUGGCCACGUGGCUUCCCGUCUCCUUCUCACGUGUCCGGACAAACUGGAACUUUUGGACGUGGACAGAAACGCCAAGGUGGGAAUCAGCCUGGGAUACGUGGCUCCCAUUUCGGCCGGAUUUUUGGGGGUGGACAACGCCAUUUAUUGGUUCAAUGAGGGGCAGGAUCUCAUGGUGGCAAAGAUGGACGGAUCUCCCGGAUACAACAAGUCUCGCCUACUCUCACUUUCCGGGGGCUGGGAAACCUCACACUUGACGAUGGACUGGAUCGGACGGCGUCUUUACUGGGCAGUCGAGUCUGUUAGUAGCGGUUCAGGUGUGGGGAUUAAAGCCUCCCAGCACGAAUUCAAGUACGGGAUCAUGUGCUUCGACCUGGCCGAGAUGGAAGGACAUCGUAGCGGUCACGGGAAUAAGAUGAGCAGACAGCAGCAAAACUACGCGCCAUCGAUUGUGAUCCACUCGAAGACGUCUAUCCGCUCGGUGGCCUUCAACCCGUUCCGCAAUGCGCUGUACUGGACGACUUCAAAACGGUUUGGAGCCACCACGCUGUACACGGCCGAGGGUCGCGACAAUUUUACGGUUCGACCAUUCCUGUCCAGAUCACUUCCAGAGGACUCCACCUCCUCGCUCUGCAACUGCUCACACGUCGUCAUUUCCGGUGACCCCGUGGCAUUCGACCCUUCCAGAUAUUCAGCCUCCAUCCCAAGAGCGGUUCUCUUCUUGGGACAGGACGGCGUUAUUUGGGCAGCCGACGAGACGGGCUGCACGUGUCUCAAGAUCGCCAACACAACCCACGCCUCCCUGAGGUCGUCGACCACUUCUCCCUCGACGGACACCACGAUCGUGGCUUUAGCUGGUGACGCGUCCCACAUUUACUGGUCUGGUGGUCGGGGUUAUGUGACGGCUCUGCAGAAGCAUGGGAAUGAGACAGUGGUGACCACUUUGGUUCAUUCCGGGGUGCGAGAAGUGCGUCCUUUCGGUCCAACGGCGCAACCUUUUCCAGGCCAGGAAUGUCUAAUUCCGAGAAGAAUGGUGCCCGAGGAGCCGUUGCUGUUCAACCACUCCUCCCACUCGCUCCAUCUCGACCUUCCGCUUGGAAUCAGUGUCAACUGCUCAAUGGAGGACCUGUCCCUGCCAACUCCACAGUACGCCGUGUACUACGGAACAGUGGACGAGACUCUCAUUUCCAAAUGCACCCCGACAAGCUCCUCCCACUGUAAAGUGGUCCACACGAGGGAAAAGUCCCUCCACAUCACAGACCUCCAUCCUUACACGACCUACACCGUCUUCGUCACACUGACCAACGCCUACUCUACAAGAGCCGGCCUUCCGCCCCUUCUCUGCACCCCAAUCAUGCUCAGAACUGCUCCUGGAGCUCCGAUGCCACCGGACCUGCCCUCGCUCCAACCUCUCACGCCCACCUCGGUCCGUGUCGAAUGGACAAAACCUCUGAAGCUGAACGGUGAGAAAGUGUGGUACGAAGUUCACUGGGCGACGGGUGAUUCGUCCUCCUCCGCAAAAUGGGCCGAAACCGAGUCUACCCGACUGGCCACGAUGACCACUGACCUCCAUGACCUCGCCCCCUCGACCAACUACACGAUUUGGGUGAGAGCCUUCUCAGAAAAGGGGGACGCCUUCUCCGACUCGCCCAAAAAGAGCGUGGUCACUUUCCCACUUCCAGGAAACGUGAGUCUCAUCAAAGCCACACCACAUGAACUGCAGCUGAGAUGGGUGCCUCCUGGAGAUAACACCAUCAUCAUGCACCAACUCCUUCAUCGCGAGGCUUCCUCCCUCCUCUGGACGGAGACGCGCAUGGAAAACUUCACCAUUCCGGGACGAGCGUACAAUUGGACUUUGAGUCGACUGAAACCCAAAAGUUUGUACAUUGUCCGACUCCGCACGUGGUUUUCAGGGGACCCGUCCUCACCCUUCAUCCACCCCGCAAAAGCUCCCUUCCACUUUGAAACCAAGGCGGAUAAGCCGUCCCCACCACCCGGGGCGCCCAUCGCGAGAGGAAUUGGCAAGGCCUUGUACGAGGUCGAAUGGAAAGCUGCAGAUGAAAACGGAGCCGUAAUUGAAGCUUAUUCCUUGGAAGCUCGCCUCGUGUACAGCCACGCCACGACGGAUCGUGACCAAUCAGCCAAUGUCACGACCACCAUGAGCAUACUUAUAUCCUCAACUCCAUCACCCUCACUGUCUCCAGCCACGAUAAGCACAACCGGGCGAAGGAGAGUGGUCAAGAAGCGGGAUGUGGGUGGUGAUGGUGGCGCAGCGGAGAAGAGGGUCGCGUCAUCCCACCUCUUUGCUGGAGGUUACGACUGGAAUCAAGUCUACUCUGGAAAAGAAACGCGCUGGGUGGUGGAAGGUCUCGACUUGAAAAGCUAUUACAACUUUCGCGUCCGAGCCAAAAACAGUUACGGAUGGGGUUCGUACUCGAAUGAGAGCGAGGUCGUCUCCUUGGCCGAGCUAACUCUCGUCGCGGAACCGCAAGGAGUCGGCGUCAUCAUCGGAAUAAUUUUCUUGUCCUCCUUCAUCCUCGGACUCUUCGCGCUCCUCUUCAUUCUCGUGUACCGUCGCCGCCUGUCUGAAAAGCCCUCGCUCCACGGAAGUCAUCACGCUUCGGAGCGACGUGAAGUUGAGCUGGCCACGCUGCGAGAACUUCCCGGAGGUUCGUCCUUCAUCCACCAGAACAAUCUCCUCUACUCGACGGGACAUCACCACCAGACUGCAGCGGCCGACUUGCUCCUUGACCUCGACCUCGCCGGCAUCCCCAAAGUCAAUUGGCAUCAAAUCAUUGUCACCAAAUUUCUUGGGAGCGGAGCUUUCGGCGAGGUUUACGAAGGCAUCGCUGCAAAUUUGGGGGGACAUGGAGAUCCAGAAAUACGUGUGGCCAUCAAGACCCUCCGCAAAGGCGCAAAUUCCCUGGAAAAACAAGAAUUUAUCCAGGAAGCCAAACUGAUGGCGCAGUUUCGCCACCCGCACAUCAUUCAAUUGAUGGGCCUCUGCAUAGACACGGACCCGUGCUACCUCCUCCUUGAACUGAUGGGUGAGGGUGACCUGCUCUCCUACCUCCGGUCAAAUCGACCCUCUCACGGAGGUCAGCAAACCACCACGCCCAUCACGCACGACGACCUCACGACGACGACGAGUGUCCCCCCUCCACUCAAUUUGGCCGACCUUUUGAGAAUGUGCGUGGACGUGGCGAAGGGCUGCGUCUAUCUCGAAGACUUGCAUUUUGUCCACAGAGACAUCGCAGCGAGGAAUUGUUUAGUCAGUUUUGUGUCGGAAGGGAGUAGCGCUGGGGGCGACGAGAGAAGGCUCAGGGUCGUCAAAAUCGGAGACUUCGGUCUGGCCAGAGAUAUUUAUAGGAACGACUACUACAGGAAGGAUGGGGAGGGGUUGUUACCAGUGCGUUGGAUGGCUCCUGAAUCUCUCGUGGACGGAAUUUUCACCACGCAGACGGACGUCUGGGCGUUUGGUGUCCUCCUCUGGGAAAUAAUGACGCUUGGUCAGCAACCAUACCCCGCACGGUCAAAUGUCGACGUGCUCAACUAUGUCCGAGGUGGCGGAAGGCUUCAACGGCCACCACAUUGUCCGCACAUCCUUGGAAACCUAAUGCUCCAAUGUUGGGAAUAUGCUCCGGAAAAUCGUCCCUCUUUCAAGGACUGUCUCUCCCAACUGGAACUGAUUCUGGGCGACUUCCACCUGGAAUCUGGUCGCGUCUCGUUCCCACCUUUGCACGACAUCCACUUUGAUCCCUACUCGUAUUCUGAGGGUGGAGCUGGUGGUGGUGGUACACACUACGCGUCCCCACAACAUCACCUCCGUUCUGAGGACAACGGUCCAGAUUCUGUCUUCCCAGACGACGAAGGUGACGAUCUUCAUCGCCAUCAUCAUCAUAAUUGUCAUCAUCAUCGGAGGAUCCCCAAUUAUUUGGAAGUCUUGAGUGAAGAAGAGUUAUCCUCGCAACGGGGCUCAAUUUCACUAACUGAUCAAGGGUACGAAAUCCCUCUACCGAAACGUCCCCCACGCUCCUCCUCAUCUCACCCAUCCACCGCCUCCUUCGGCCUCCCUUCACCUCCCCCAUCCUACUGGAACGCUGAAACAUUACCCCUCCGACAGCAGCAGCUUCCACGCCCCCAAUAUCGCAACCUCCUCGCCUCCUCCACCUCAGAAGACGCGGACGUCGAGGAGGACGAAGAUCGUCACGAGGACCACCAGCAGCCCACCUGCUCCAUCCCGCACCACUACUUUUCCAACAAUAUGAUGGGACGCCCCACCCACUUGAGGGGACUUCCCUGCCAAUACGUCGACCCAUCCCCUGGGGAACGCCGUUCAACCGACAAUCCGACUCCCGCAAUGACCACGCUAUUUAACAAUCACACCUACGCCGCCCAACAUCUCAACGGAGGGAUGAUGAAUGGUGGGGGCAGCUCUUCCACGAGGUCCGGAAGUGGUGGGAGUGACGGAACUCUGCUCCACUAUUCCCACACCAACAACAACAAUCAUCACAACCAACCCCCCAAAAAAACCAAGGCACAUUCCGCCGCUUGACGUAACGACGCCACGAAUCUCACGCCAAUAAAAAACUAUUAAGAAUCAACCAAUACCAAUCACAGUCAGUAAUCAUCAUCACAAGUAGAAUUUAGUUUAGUAGCGUAGUUAGUUCCAUAUUUAUUAUUGCUAGUAAGUAACGUACAUAUAUUUGUACACGUAUAAAACAGUACCGCAUCGUUGUGUUCAUGAUUGUUCCUUUUACAUAGUUUCAUAUAUUUGACCCAUAAUGUGGUUGAUUUUACUAAAUGUUAUACUCAUUCCGCAGGCAGCUAUUUCUGAAUGUAUUGCGAUUUUAAAGAACUGGACAGGGAGAAGAAGAUGUAACCUAAUGUAUAAACUGUUAAAUAUUAUUAAUCUUUAUAAAUUCGAAGAUUAAGUUGUAGUGGAAAGUGAUGAUCAACAUUUAAUUUCUGAAUUCCGUUACGACCUAUUUCCUCCGUGGUUUGAUCCUUGUUCCCAACAUUAAAAUAGUUACAUAUAAAAAUACUUGGAGAGUCAAGUGCACAACCACUACUGGUAAAUUUCUAUAUGUGAGUAAUAAAAUAAUGGAUAAGCGCAACCAAGCUUGGCCACACCAUAAAAUUCAAUGCAAUUACUAUAACGCGUUCGUUCUCCCCUGAUUACUCAAUUUCCAUUUAAUGGCUACGAUUAUGCCCAAUUUUGUAUUGUCAAUAUAAUUAAGGUAAUUUAUAAUUAGUCACUCAGGGCUAUUAUUAUAUACUAAAUGAUUAAUUACUGUGUAGUAUCAAAUGAUAAAGUUAUGUAGAGCGCGUAAAUGCAAUUAUCAAUGCAAUUUUUGACUGAUUAAAUUAUUAGAAAAGGUAAAUAAAUAAGUCACAUUUUGACCAAAAAUUA
Folsomia candida is the source of this 9846-nucleotide messenger RNA. It is a transcript of the gene sev, whose product is annotated as proto-oncogene tyrosine-protein kinase ROS. Gene Ontology annotation, molecular function: protein binding; ATP binding; transmembrane receptor protein tyrosine kinase activity. The coding region runs from base 589 to 8988 and encodes 2799 amino acids. The record is from RefSeq and is a predicted model, not a curated record. NCBI's taxonomy places the organism in Eukaryota, Metazoa, Arthropoda, Collembola, Entomobryomorpha, Isotomidae. Gene Ontology annotation, cellular component: membrane; signaling receptor complex. The transcript has 29 exons. Gene Ontology annotation, biological process: cell surface receptor protein tyrosine kinase signaling pathway; multicellular organism development; positive regulation of kinase activity.